Molecule: messenger RNA, 2157 nt
Organism: Selaginella moellendorffii
Lineage: Eukaryota; Viridiplantae; Streptophyta; Lycopodiopsida; Selaginellales; Selaginellaceae
Product: calcium/calmodulin-regulated receptor-like kinase 1
Exons: 7
Coding region: 161-1522 (453 amino acids)
Biological process (GO): protein phosphorylation
Molecular function (GO): ATP binding; protein kinase activity
Source: RefSeq, a predicted model, not a curated record
GCUCCCUCCCUCUCGCACUCUCCGUUGGCGGCUAUCUAGCAGGGGAGCAGCGCAGGCGCUAGGGUUUCGCGGCGCGAUGGAUCAUCGCGCUCUUCCCGGCGGUAGACGGCAGCGCGGCUAGCUGGAUCAAUGCCGCUCUAGCGGGGUUCUUGAUAGCCGGAUGCGAUAUUUCGUGCACUCUGCCGGCAUUCUUGGAAGAUCCAUGGCCGAUAGCGCAGCUCCUCCUCCAAUCCCACCGCCGCCGCCGCCUCCCGCGAGCGAGGAUGUGAUUAGCAGGAAUCCUCUCUCGGUGGGUGUGAUCAUCGGGAUUUGCAUUGGCGUGAGCCUCAGCCUCUUCCUGGCGACGUGCGCAGUGAUUUGCGUGAGGCUGCGGCGCGUCAAGCCGGGAUUGUUCCGCGGCAACAGCAGCGAGAGGAAGGAGAUCGUGCUGCCGAUGCGAGUGAAUGGAGCCGACUCGAGCACCAUCCUCUCCGACUCGGAUGUGGGGAAUCGAUCGCCAUCGCAGCAGCAGCAGCCCAGCGUCACUUCUUUCCUAAAAGCCAACAAGGAGUUAAAUUACAGCGCUGGGAUUCUUCCAUUCUCAUUUAAGGAGCUCCAGAAGGCCACCAACAAUUUUACUACGCUUGUUGGGCGUGGAGCUUUCGGCCCAGUUUUCAAGGCCGUUCGUCCCACUGGUCCAGUGCUCGCUGUGAAAGUCCUCGACGUGAAAUCCAAGCAAGGAGGGCGAGAGUUUCAAACCGAGGUGCUGCUGCUUGGACGACUCCACCACCGAAAUCUUGUAAACUUGGUCGGAUACUGCGCGGAGCGAGGCCACUGUAUGCUCGUGUACGAGUUCAUGAGUGGUGGGAACUUGGCAGAGAUCCUUUACAACGAAGAGCGCGCGGCUUUAAGCUGGAAGCUUCGGGUGAGCGUGGCGCAUGAUAUCUCGAGGGGCAUUGAGUAUCUUCACGACGGGGCUGUGCCUCCAGUGAUUCAUCGAGACAUCAAGUCUUCCAACAUACUGCUGGAUGCCAUGUCCACUGCUAAAGUGGCGGAUUUUGGGCUGUCCAAGGAGAUGACGUUUGGAGUCCCUACGUCGGCUGUCAAGGGCACUUUCGGCUAUGUUGAUCCACAGUACCUCUUGACAAACGUUUUUACCGAAAAGAGUGAUGUCUACAGCUUCGGGAUUCUUUUGUUCGAGCUCAUCACUGGACGGAAUCCGCAACAAGGCCUCUUGGAUUACGUGAAACUGGCUGCUUUGGGGGUGGAAGGCGCAGACGGCUGGGGAGAACUUGUAGAUCCCAGGCUCGAGGGGCAUUGCAACUUGCAAGAAUUCGGGCAGAUAGCUUCCAUCGCAUUUCGCUGCGUCAACGAAGACCCUCGACACCGGCCAAAGAUGCGGGACGUUUCACAGUGGCUAUCACGAGUCGGGCACAAAGGUGACGCCGCUUCCGGCUACAUUGCCGCCUUAGCACCGGUUCCAGAGGCACACCCGGAGGAGACGGACGUCUCAGAUGUGGAGUUUCACGGCUCGCCAUCCUAACAAACGGAAGCUCAACGUUUCUCAACCUUUGCUUUCUUGGCGGGAGGGCCCUGCUCGGUCGACUGCUCUGGUUGCGAGUCUUGGGGCUGCUCGGGGACACCACUGGGUGGUGUGGGCAUUGGAGGAGGAGGAGGAGCCGGAGGAAGCUGAACCGGAAAGAACAAGAACUGUCAACGAUCACGAACAGGAAAAAGAGACAAGAGGCUCACCUUGCGAAGAACAUUUCCCAGUAUCUGGUCGAUCCGGAGGAUUUCCUUGAGAUCGACACGGCCGGAGGUAUCGCUCUCGUGUUCAUUCUCGUCGUCUACAUCAGAGCAUAGUCAGGACGAACGACGCAAAACAGGAGGUUUGGACAUACCAUAGCCAAUCUUCUCGAGCUUUGCCGAGACUUGGGAGAAGGCAGCGGAGAUGUGAUGCACAGCUCGGGCCUAGAGAUCAAACGGGCGGAUCAUCAGAAGAAGCAGAAGAAAAGGCCUCGGGACUCACCACUCUGCUGCAAACAACGCUGUAGAGCAGCGGUGCUUGAUAGAUAUGGCUGUCAAGGAUAUAGUAGGCCGAGAGAUGCAACACUUUGUCCGGGCUCUCGCGCUUUUGCUUGCGGAGGACAAAGAGAUUGGGCUCCUGGGCUUCGAGCA